AUGACUGCUUUGGCGUCCUCCGCGGGCUAUACCUGGGUCGGAUCGGCAUAUCUUCUUGCCAAUGCUGCUGCUACGCCAUUAUGGGGCAAGCUCUCGGACAUCUUCGGUCGAAAGCCAAUGCUGCUGUUUGCAAAUGUUGUGUUCUUCAUUGGCUCUCUUUUCGCGGGCCUUUCGAAUCGCAUCGGCAUGCUCAUUGCCGCUCGCGCUGUACAAGGUAUUGGAGGUGCCGGCCUACUGACUCUGGUGGACAUCGCAAUCAGCGACUUGUUCAGCAUGCGUACGCGCGGUACAUACCUUGGCAUAAUCGGUGGUGUCUUCUACAUCAACCUCCCCCUCGAUAGCCUGGCCUUCAUCGUAAUCCUCUUCUUCCGCAAACUACCAACACCUCGCGUUCCCAUCAUCGAGGGCCUUCUCGCAAUUGACUGGCUCGGCAACUUCUUCGUCACGGGCGGGACCGUCAUGUUCCUACUUGGCCUUCAGUACGGCGGCGUAACACGCCCCUGGAUUUCCGCCAUCGUUCUCUGUCUCAUCAUUCUCGGGGCCUUCUGCCUCGUCGUCUUAGUUCUGGUCGAGUGGCGCGUAGCAAAAUACCCACCCAUGCAGCUCGACAUCUUCAAAUCCCGCUUUAAUGCCGCCCUGCUUGUCUUGACGUUCCUCCACGGCUUCACCUUCAUCGCGGCAUUCUACUAUCUCCCGCUGUACUUCCAGGUCUCCCGCGCAGCUUCGGCGCUGCUUUCUGGUGUAUACCUCCUACCUGCAGCAAUCCCGACUGGCCUCGCAGCUUUCGCGAAAGGUGCCUUUAUUGGCAUCACUGGAAACUACCUCAUCCCAAUUUACGUCGGCGUCACCUUCAUGACUUUAGGCUUCGGGCUCUUCAUCAACCUCCACGCCGACAGCAGCUGGGCGAAGAUCAUCAUCUACCAAAUUAUCGCCGGCAUCGGGAUGGGUUCUCUACUCCAGCCUCCCCUCGUGGCACUCCAAGCUGGCAUCAAACAGCGCGACAUCGCGUCCAGUACCGCAACUUCCAACUUCCUCCGCCUGAUCGCCGAGUCCAUCUCCCUCGUCGUAGGCCAGGUAAUCUUCCAGAACCAGAUGAAGGACAAGACACCCUACCUCAUCUCUACCAUUGGUUCCCGACUCGCAGAACAGAUCGGUGCGCAUGACGCGGCGGCAAGUACAUCGCUCAUCCAUUCGCUCGGUGGGGCGCAAAAGAAGGUGGUGGAGCGAGUCUUCGCGAACAGUCUGAGGCCGGCGUGGAUCAUGUACACAGCUGUGGCGGGUCUCUCGAUCGUGGCGGCGCUUCUGAUCAGUAGGACUGUUCUCAGUAAAGAUCAUGAGAUUGCAGAGGUGGGUCUUGAGGCAGAGAAGAGGCAUGCUGCGGAUCGGAAGGCGGAGAAGGCGGCGAGAGGCAAUAAGAGUGAUGGGCAGGGACCCUGGGUGUAG
Molecule: messenger RNA, 1443 nt
Organism: Fulvia fulva
Lineage: Eukaryota; Fungi; Ascomycota; Dothideomycetes; Mycosphaerellales; Mycosphaerellaceae
Product: Efflux pump dotC
Exons: 4
Coding region: 1-1443 (480 amino acids)
Biological process (GO): transmembrane transport
Molecular function (GO): transmembrane transporter activity
Source: RefSeq, a predicted model, not a curated record